This is a messenger RNA of Schistosoma intercalatum, 446 nucleotides long. The record is from the annotation of a GenBank genome assembly. NCBI's taxonomy places the organism in Eukaryota, Metazoa, Platyhelminthes, Trematoda, Strigeidida, Schistosomatidae.
UUUAAUGAACAGCAGAAGGAAGUAGAUAUAUGUCUACUGCAAUAGAGGAAUGCUCAACAUUCUGUAGCGAAAGAGACCACAUCAAACUAAUAAAAAGGAGGAUUCUUCGUUCGGAUAUAAGGUGUUUGGAGUCUGCGGAAGUCACAUAUUAUCGUGGAAAUGAUCUUCGACCAGCCAUGGGGAUUGUGGUGAAUGUUGGGAAAUGUAUUGUACGAAUUCUAGAUAUCAGUGACUUAAGUCUACACAACCGACACGUUGAUCAAAUACAAUUCCAGGAACCACGUGAGUCUGGUCUAAUUUCGAUUGUUAAUUCUAAAACUAAUGAGUACAUUCUAGACAAUAAGGAGUCUUAAUCCAGUACACUGUGGAACAGACACAGGAUGAACUUAAGAAGAGGACGUAUAAUCGAUCGCAAACACUUAGACUCCAAUUAAAGCUGUGGCGGA